Paramacrobiotus metropolitanus is the source of this 1841-nucleotide messenger RNA. RefSeq names its product probable imidazolonepropionase. Bases 312 to 1631 code for a protein of 439 amino acids. The record is from RefSeq and is a predicted model, not a curated record. NCBI's taxonomy places the organism in Eukaryota, Metazoa, Tardigrada, Eutardigrada, Parachela, Macrobiotidae. Gene Ontology annotation, molecular function: imidazolonepropionase activity. Gene Ontology annotation, cellular component: cytoplasm. The transcript has 7 exons.
CCAGAAUUUAAGUACUUACUGAAACAGAAGCUCCAGGUUUUGGACAAAAAGAAUUACGUUCUAUGCACUUUUUUGCUCCGAAUACUUUAUCUGAAAAUUGCUUAUCUGAUGAUGCUCACGGCCGAAGAAGUGAAGUUUUGAUUGCGGGAAGCGAUAACCGAUUUAUCGCGAUGUGAUCAUCGCUUACCGCGUGCGCAUGUACGUCGAUUUUAGGGUAUUUGAAGUUUGAACGCAUCGCCGUGGAUUUCGUGCUAUUCUCCUCUCUGUAUUGAUUCCGCACAUCCGACAUUUUUCCGCAGGAUUUCUGCUGUAUGAUGGAGGCUCCUCACGGGAAGAUGAAGCUGUGGAUCCGUUCAGCCUGCCAGGUGGUGCAGAUCUGCACCAACGGCGAGAGGUUUCUCAAAGGCACCCACAUGCAACAAGUGGCGGUGCUGCAGCAGCGUCAGCUGGCCGAUGGCACCACGGACGGCGUUGGCGUUACGGUAUCCAGUGAUGGAUUGAUCGCCGCUGUGGAUUACGAUUCUGUGAUCGGAACAAAUUACCCGCCGAGUUGUUUCGACAGCAUCGUGGAUGCCAGCGGACAGUGCAUUCUGCCGGGACUGAUCGAUGCGCACACGCAUCCGGUGUGGGCCGGCGAUCGCGUCCACGAGUUUUCUAUGAAGCUUGCAGGAGCAUCAUACAUGGACAUUCACAAAGCCGGUGGAGGCAUUUAUUUCACCGUCGACCACACCAACGCGGCCACCGAGGAGGAGCUGUACGCGUCCUUAAAGGAGCGAUUGCUGCUUAUGCUGCAGACUGGCACCACUUCGACGGAAGUGAAGAGUGGCUACGGAUUGGAUUUCGCCAACGAAGUCAAACUGCUGCGCGUAUUGCAUCGUGUCAAAGCGGAAAUCCCCAUGACCUUAUCCAUCACAUACUGUGGCGCUCAUGCUGUCCCAAAAGGAAGUACGUCGGAUGCCGCCACCGAGGACAUUGUAAAUCACGAUCUGCCCGAGUUGCGACGGAUGGUCGACCAGGGCGAGGUGUCCAUUGACAAUGUGGAUAUUUUCUGUGAGAAAAACGUCUUCUCCGUGGAACAGACCCGGCGUAUUUUGGAGAAGGCGCGCUCCCUGGAUUUUCACGGGAAUUUUCAUGCGGAAGAGCUGUCGUAUUUGGGCGGCACCGAGAUGGGCGUGGCAGUGGGUGCGCGGGCCAUUUCCCAUCUGGAGCACAUUAGUGAAACCGCCAUGCAACGCAUGGCCGACGCCAACUGCGUGGCCGUUCUGCUGCCCACCACCGCCUUCCUCAUGCGAUUGAUUCCACCGCCCGUCCGCGCCAUGAUCGACGCCGGCGUCCCUGUUGCCCUUGGGACGGAUUUCAAUCCCAACGCCUACUGCACAUCCAUGCCGAUUGUGAUGCACUUGGCGGCCGUGACCUUUCACAUGUCCCUCCCGGAAGUGCUCAUUGCUUCAACGCUGAAUGCUGCCGCCUCGCUGGGAUUGUCGCGCUCGCACGGAUCCCUGGAGAGAGGAAAAUGCGCCGAUUUAAUGCUGAUACGGGCGCCGCGAUGGGAGCAUCUGGUGUACCAAUUGGGCAGUGCCAGUCUCAUUCGCGCUGUUAUCAAAAAUGGCAGUAUUGUGCACGGAUGUUAAUUACUCAUUUUAUCCUGUAUGAUUUACGACAUUCCACCGAAUUGAGUGAAUGAGGUAAUUGAAGUUUUAAGCUGUGAGUCUAUGUAUAAACAAAAUAUUGAUCCUCUUUCUGUUGCUUCCCAUGACCUUUCGAUAGUGUGUAGUAAAUCCAAAAUCGGAUAGUAAAUGCCGUAAAAAUGCGCAGUAAUGCGCAUGGUUGGAGUGUAACCU